AUGACUCGAUACGACAACACAAAUGCUAUUGAACUUACGGAAGUUGAUAUGAUUGUGGUUGGCGGUGGCACAUCAGGAUGUAUAAUUGCUGGCCGAAUCGCAAAAGCACAACCAGACAUCUCCAUAUUUGUGAUUGAAGGUGGGCUAGACAAUCGGCAUGACCCUACUAUUAGCAAGCCUAUAUUGUGUUCCACACAUAUAAAGGGGGAAAGCAAUUUCAUGUCGAUUUAUCAGGCGCAGCGAUUGCCAGAUACUGUUAAUCGAGAUUGCUUCAUUAAAACCGCAGCUGUACUUGGUGGUGGCUCUUCGGUUAACUUUUGCAUUUACACUCGGCCAUCGGCUGCCGACUUUGAUAGUUUCAAUGCAGAUGGAUGGGCGUUUAAAGACAUUUUGCCAUUCAUGCGAAAGUUCGAAACCUUCCACGGCUAUGGCAACUCACGCGUCCAUGGAUAUGAUGGGCCGGUUCAUAUCUCGGAUGGUGGUUUUUGUGUCCCACGAGUUGAAAGUAUGAUAUUUGAAAGUGCGGCUAGAUCCGGUUACGACUAUAUCGAGGAUGCCCAAGACCCUACAGAACUACCAUCUAUAGGAGUGGCUAAAUGGAGGCGGUAUGCUUCAACCGAUGGAGUCCGCCAGGAUACAGCGCAUACCUAUCUCCAUCCUCUACUCGAUGAUAACCAACAUCCGAACCUCCACCUGGCUUUGAACACGAAGGUCUCUAGGGUGAUAUUCGACAAAUACAACUGUGUAAUCGGAGUGGAAUGUUACAGCGAUAGAGAGAUUUUAAAAGUCAUUGCCACAAAACGUGUGAUACUUGCUGCAGGCACCUUCGGCACUCCCCAGAUCCUAGAACGCUCGGGGAUUGGUAGUUCUCGACUCCUGAAGAGCCUGGCAAUACCACUUGUCUCUGAGUUAAGUCAAGUAGGAGAAAAUUAUCAGGACCAUCCAUUGAUAUCUGCUGCAUACAAAACGUCCUUAAAACCAGGAGAGACCCUUGAUGGCGUUCUUGGGUCCGGAAAAACACUCGCUCAUGCCAUUCAGACCGGGGAUCCCAUUUUAGGAUGGAACGGCGUCGAUAUCUGCUUCAAGUUACGUCCUACUGAGAUGGAAAUUGCUAAUUUCAGCCUCGCUAUGCAAGCUGCUUGGGAAAAAGAUUUUCAACAUGUUCCAGAUAGGCCCGUGAUAUAUCUUGCGGUUGUGUCUGGCUUUAUAGGUGACCGGAAAGCGGUUCCUGCGGGUCAGUAUGUAUGCAUAACCUCGUGGCUGGCACAUCCGUACUCGCGAGGCAAAAUCCACAUUGCGUCGUCUCACGCCAAUGAUCCACCAAUAUUCCAUAGUGGUUUCCUCUCAGAUCCCGAUAAUCUCGAUCUGGAAAUGUUAGUAUGGGCGUACAGAAAGGGUCAUGAGAUAAUGCGCUCCUUCUCAUUCUACGAUGGGGAGGCAGAUGUCGAUGGUGCUGCUGGUCUCGGUCAUCCCGAUGGAAUAUUUUUGGAGAACGGAAAGCUACGAGCUGAUAAUGGACCGAUCCAAGACUUUGUACGACGAACCGUAACGAGUGCACUUCACCCCUUAGGAACAUGCAGAAUUGGAAGUGGUGAUCUUGGUGUGGUCAACGAGCGCUUGGCCGUACAUGCCGUGGGCGGCUUGCGCUGUGCAGAUCUCAGUAUUUGUCCUAAUAAUCUUGGUACUAAUACUGCCAGUGUUGCAAUGACUGUUGGUGAGAAAGCUGCUGCAAUGAUUUUGGAGGAUUUAAUUGUUCCAUGUUAA
Glarea lozoyensis ATCC 20868 is the source of this 1764-nucleotide messenger RNA. Its product is annotated as FAD/NAD(P)-binding protein. The transcript has 6 exons. Lineage: Eukaryota; Fungi; Ascomycota; Leotiomycetes; Helotiales; Helotiaceae. Bases 1 to 1764 code for a protein of 587 amino acids. Gene Ontology annotation, molecular function: flavin adenine dinucleotide binding; oxidoreductase activity, acting on CH-OH group of donors. The record is from RefSeq and is a predicted model, not a curated record.